Messenger RNA from Solanum tuberosum (potato), 570 nucleotides. RefSeq lists its product as uncharacterized. Bases 1 to 570 code for a protein of 189 amino acids. Lineage: Eukaryota; Viridiplantae; Streptophyta; Magnoliopsida; Solanales; Solanaceae. The record is from RefSeq and is a predicted model, not a curated record. The transcript has a single exon.
AUGGAAGUUUUCCAAGGUCUUCUGGAUGUCUUGAGACAUGGUGAAAGAGAUGCUACUAAAAUUGGAAAACAAACAUUUCUUCCUGCCACAUUUACUGGAGGACCAAGAGAUAUGCGUCAGCGAUAUCUUGAUGCUAUCGCUUUGGUGCAACAUUUCGAAAAACUUGAUUUAUUUCUAACAAUGACUUGUAAUCCAAUGUGGCCUAAAAUAAAAGAACAUUUACCUACUGAUGAGGCACAAAAUGGAGCUGAUUUGAUUAGUAGAAUAUUUCGAAGGAAAGUUGAAGAACUAAAAACUGAUAUACUAAAAAGAAAUAUCUUCGAAAAGGUUGUUGCAUUUAUGAACAAUAUAGAAUUCCAAAAACGUGGUCUCCCACAUGCACAUUUCCUUAUUAUUCUUUGUAAUGAAUAUAAAUUGUUGACACCUGAGUCAUACGACAUAAUUAUUUGUGCUGAAUUACCUGAUUCUAAUAAAGAGGCUCACUUACAUUCAGUUGUUGUGCAUCAUAUGAUGCAUGGCCCUUGUGGUCAUUUGAAUCCUAUAAAUCCAUGUAUGAAAAGUAAAGGCUAA